CGCACUUCGCCGCAGCACCCUCAGCACCUCAGUUGAGCAGGAGCACCGCACUGAGUCACAUCUAUACACACACGCACACAGACACACACAUAUAUACGCACCUACACGCACACAAGCACAGCCUCCUGCGGUAUCCCAUACGGCGCAGCGGCUUUUCCAACGGCAUACCAAGUGUGUCCUCGCCGGGAGAUGGGAGGCGCGGCUCCCGGGUCUCAGCGCACUCAGAGCGGCUUAGUAGAGUCCUGCUGAUCGGAGAUGCUGCUGGAAGUCUGCUGCUAUUUCCUUUUCCCGUGCAGGAAUCGCCCUCCAGCUGCACCUCUACCGGGGAUUUAAAGUGGACAAGACGUCUGAUCAGGAUAUAACAUUAUUCUAAGCAUUUUUUGGGGGGGAGUAAAAGGAGUUGGGAUUGCUCUGGACGUGCCUCUUAUCCGCAGUGUCGAUGCGACUGCGGCUGUGAAUGAUAUCUGCAUAGAUUACAGGUACAUAAUGUCCUUCAUCUCAAGAGAGGCUUGAUCCUGACUGGCCGACAAUAUUGGCCUGUGCCUCGUCCCUCUCCUCACCAGUCCCGCCCUCAGCACAGCCAUGACGUCCCUCAACAGAAUACGGACCUAUUUUCUUGUAUGCUGCUUCCUGUCUAGUCUGGUGCUUCCUGUUAGACCACAAACAGUGGUGCAAGCACCACAGGCUCAUAGUGCUGGCUCCCAGGUGAUCACAGCGUUGCUUCAGGAGGAGGAGGAGUAUGCAUCAUUUCAUGCUGAGAACCCUGAAUGGACAUUUAACCAUCUGGCGGUGGACUAUCGCAAUGGUAAUGUUUAUUUGGGAGCUGUCAAUCGCAUAUAUAAACUGUCUCCGGACUUGGAGGUCCAGGUCUCCCAUGAAACUGGCCCAGAUGAAGACAACCGCAAGUGCUACCCACCACGUAUUGUCCAACCCUGCAGUGAGCCGUUGACGCUCACCAACAACGUCAACAAGAUGCUUUUGAUGGACUAUCGGGAGAACCGGUUGCUGGCUUGCGGCAGCCUCUACCAAGGUAUCUGCAAACUCCUCCGUCUAGAUGACCUCUUCAAACUGGGAGAGCCCUUUCACAAGAAGGAGCACUACCUCUCUGGUGUAAAUGAGAGCGGCUCUGUCUUUGGCGUCAUUGUCUCUUAUGGCAAUGCCUCUCCGGACAUGCUGUUUGUAGCCACAGCAGUGGAUGGCAAGCCAGAGUACUUCCCCACCAUCUCUAGCCGAAAAUUGGCCAGAAACUCUGAGGAGGAUGGCAUGUUUGCUUAUGUCUUCCAUGAUGAGUUUGUGGCCUCUAUGAUUAAGAUCCCUUCAGAUACCUUCACCGUCAUCCCAGACUUUGACAUAUACUACAUUUAUGGCUUUGCCAGUGGGAACUUUGUCUACUUUCUGACUUUACAGCCUGAAAUGGGAGGGGGACCAACCACGGGAUCAUCCUCUGCUGGUCGCGAACAGGUUUACACUUCCAAAAUAGUCCGCCUUUGCAAGGCAGACACUGCAUUCAAUUCCUACGUGGAGGUUCCUAUUGGAUGCAUUAGUGGCAACGUGGAGUACCGAUUGCUUGAAGCGGCCUACCUGUCAAAAGCCGGCGCUAUCCUGGCGCGCUCGCUCGACGUGGCCCCAGACGAUGAUGUGCUGUUUGCCGUCUUCUCUAAAGGCCAGAAGCGUCGUCCACGCCAGGCUUCCCAGGACUCGGCGCUGUGUGUUUUCUCUCUGCGGAAGAUCAACGAGAAAAUCAAGGAAAGGCUGCAGUCCUGCUACAAAGGAGAGGGCACGCUGGACCUGGCCUGGCUCAAAGUCAAAGAUAUUCCCUGCAGCAGUGCGCUUUUGACCAUCGACGAUGACUUCUGUGGCCUCGACAUGAAUGCACCACUGGGCGUGUCCGAGAUGGUGCGCGGCAAGCCUCUCUUUUCCGACGCCGUCGACAAAAUGACCUCUGUCAUCGCUUACGUCUACAAGAACCACUCUUUGGUCUUCGUGGGGACAAAAAGUGGAAAAGUCAAGAAGAUCCGGGUUGACGGCCCAUCCCGCGCUCUUCAGUAUGAGACUGUGCAGGCUGUGGAUAACGGACCCAUCCUCCGAGACAUGGCCUUCUCUUCUGACCACCACUACCUCUACGUCAUGUCUGAAAACCAGCUGUCAAGGGUGCCAGUGGAGGCCUGUGGUCAGUAUACCACCUGCAGUGAAUGUCUUGGAUCCAGAGAUCCCCACUGCGGUUGGUGUGUCCUGCACAACAUGUGCGCCCGAAAGGAGAAAUGCGAGCGCUCAUCAGAGCCCCGGCGCUUUGCAUCAGACAUCAAGCAGUGUGUGCGUCUCAGCGUCCACCCAAACAACAUAUCGGUGUCCCAGUUCAGUGUCACGCUGGUGUUGGAAGCCCAUAAUGUACCAGAGCUUUCUGCGGGUGUCAACUGUACCUUUGAGGACCUGGCUGAGAUGAAUGGCUUAGUAGAGGGAAACCGGAUCAAGUGCUCCUCUCCCGCUGAAAAGGAAAUGCCACGCAUUAUCGUCGACAAAGGCGACCACCAGAUCGUGCAGCUCUAUCUCAAGUCCAAAGAGACGGGCCUGGCUUUCGCAAAUACCAGUUUUGUUUUCUACAACUGCAGCGUGCACAAGUCGUGUCUGUCGUGUGUGAGCAGCCCGUACCAGUGCCACUGGUGCAAAUACAGACACGACUGUACCCAUGACCCUCGCACGUGUUCCUUCCAGGAGGGACGAGUCAAGAAGCCUGAGGGUUGUCCUCAGCUGCUGCCUGCAGAAAGGAUCCUGGUGCCAGUCAACGUGGUGAAGCCCAUCACCUUACGGGCCAAGAACCUCCCCCAGCCCCAGUCUGGACAGCGGGGCUACGAGUGCCUGCUAACCAUCCAAGGAAACGAGCACCGAGUUCCCGCCCUGCGCUUCAACAGCUCCUCAGUGCAGUGUCAAAACACAUCGUAUUUCUAUGAUGGGAUGGAGAUGAGCAGUCUUCCCGUGGAACUGACCGUCAUCUGGAACGGAGAUUUCAGCAUCGACAACCCCGCCCACAACAAAGUCCAUCUCUACAAGUGCGAUGCCCAGCGUGGAAGCUGCGGCUUGUGCCUGAAAGCGGACCCGCUGUUUGGGUGCGUUUGGUGCAAAGGGGAGAACCGCUGCACCCUCAAGCAGCACUGCCCCCACCCCGAGAGCCAGUGGCUGGAGCACAACGGCGUCAACAGCAAGUGCACCCACCCACGGAUCACACAGAUCACCCCUCUGCGAGGCCCCAGGGAAGGCGGGACUCUCGUGACCAUCCGUGGUGAGAACCUAGGACUGGAGUUCAGGGAGAUCGAGGGCAACGUGAAGGUGGCUGAAGUGGAUUGCACCCCCAUACGUGAAGGCUACAUUCCUGCUGAACAGAUUGUGUGCGAGAUGGGCAGGGCCGAGAUGAGCCAGUACACCGGGAACGUGCAGGUCUGCGUCGGAGUUGGACAGUGCAGACCUGAAUUUAUGGCAAAAUCCUCCAAGUACUACUACUUUGUGAUUCCACGGAUUACCAGCCUUAAGCCCAGCCGUGGGCCGGUCUCUGGGGGAACUAUUGUCAACAUCACUGGCAGCCACUUUGACGCUGGGAGCAACGUGUCAGUCAUGUUUAAGGACCAACCUUGUACUUAUUUGAGGAGAGGUGGCCAGUGGCUCACCUGUCGAACCCAUGCUUCCCUGCAUGGCUGCGGAAACGUGUCUGUGUCCGUGAGCAUCGACAGGGCCCACCUACAGAAAGACCUGCAGUUUGAAUAUGUGGAUGAUCCCACUAUCACCAAGAUAGAGCCUGAGUGGAGCAUCUAUAGUGGACACACUCCAGUGACGGUGACAGGAACUAACCUGGACAUCAUUCAGACCCCACUCAUCAGAGCCAAAUACAAUGGUCAUGAGACACUCAAUUUGUGCCAGGUACUGACCUCCACAUCCAUGCUGUGCCAGGCCCCAGAGCUACCCAUUAGUCUGGCCAGGCAGCAAGAAGUGCCUGAGAGACCGGAUGAGUUUGGCUUUAAACUGGACGACGUGCAGGCUCUGAUGGCGCUCAACAGCACCAAUUUUAUUUAUUACCCCAACCCAGAAUUUGAGCUCCUCAGUGUGUCCGGGGUGCUGGAGCUGAAACCUGGAUCACCUAUUAUACUGAAGGGACGCAACUUCCUUCCACCAACCAAUAGUGGAAAUGGAAAGCUGAACUACACUGUUUUGAUCGGUGACAAACCCUGCAUGUUAACGGUGUCAGAGACCCAGCUACUCUGCGAGUCACCCAACCUGACCGGUCGACACAAGGUCCUGGCACGCGUGGGUGGUAUCGAGUUUUCCCCUGGCGUGGUGCACAUCACGUCUGACAGCCCGCUUAGCAGCACAGCAAUCAUUGGCAUCGCUGCGGCCGGCGCCCUGCUCAUCCUCUUCAUCGUGGUGGUGCUCAUCGCCUAUAAACGCAAGUCCCGUGAGAGCGACCUGACCUUGAAGCGACUGCAGAUGCAGAUGGACAACCUUGAGUCACGUGUGGCUCUGGAGUGCAAAGAGGCUUUUGCAGAGCUACAGACAGACAUCCACGAGCUGACCAGUGAUCUGGAUGGAGCAGGCAUCCCCUUCUUGGACUACAGGACCUACACCAUGAGGGUCCUCUUCCCUGGCAUUGAGGAGCAUCCUGUACUGAGAGACCUGGAGGUGCCCGGCUACCGCCAGGAGCAAGUGGAGAAGGGACUGAAGCUCUUCGGCCAGCUCAUUAACAACAAGAUCUUCCUGCUGUGUUUUAUUCGCACUCUGGAGGCCCAGCGUGGUUUCUCCAUGAGGGACCGCGGCAACGUGGCCUCUCUCAUCAUGACGGUGCUGCAGAGCAAGCUGGAGUACGCCACUGAUGUACUGAAGAACCUCCUGUCUGACCUCAUAGACCGGAACCUCGAGAGCAAGAACCACCCGAAACUGCUUCUCCGCAGGACCGAGUCCGUGGCAGAGAAAAUGCUGACCAACUGGUUUACGUUCCUCCUCUACAAGUUCCUGAAGGAGUGUGCAGGCGAGCCUCUCUUCUCCCUCUUCUGUGCCAUCAAGCAGCAGAUGGAGAAAGGCCCCAUUGACUCCAUCACAGGAGAGGCACGCUACUCGCUUAGUGAAGACAAGCUCAUCAGACAACAGAUUGACUACAAGACGCUGGUGGUGAACUGCAUACACCCAGAGAAUGAGAAGAGCCCUGAGAUCCAAGUUAAGGUGCUAAACUGUGACACCAUCAGCCAGGUGAAGGAGAAGAUACUGGACGCCAUCUACAAGAACGUCCCACAUUCACACCGCCUAAAAGCUUCUGACAUGGACCUAGAAUGGCGUCAGGGUCGGGGACAGCGCAUGAUCCUGCAGGAUGAGGACGUCACCACGAAGAUUGAAGGUGACUGGAAGAGGCUGAACAUGCUGGCCCAUUAUCAGGUGCCUGAUAAUGCAGUGAUGGCCCUGGUUCCCAAACAAGUCACAGCCUACAAUUCAGUGAACAACUCCACUGUGUCACGGACUUCUGCAAGUAAAUAUGAGAACAUGAUAAAGUACACUGGGAGCCCCGACAGCCUGCGUUCCCGAACCCCUAUGAUUACUCCUGACCUGGAGAGCGGGGUGAAGGUUUGGCAUUUGGUGAAGAAUCAUGAGCACGGAGACCAGAAGGAGGGAGACCGCGGCAGCAAGAUGGUCUCCGAGAUCUACCUGACGCGACUUCUGGCCACCAAGGGUACGUUACAGAAGUUUGUUGAUGACCUGUUUGAGACCAUCUUCAGCACAGCUCAUCGGGGUAGCGCUCUGCCACUGGCCAUCAAAUACAUGUUUGACUUCCUGGAUGAACAGGCCGACAAACACAGCAUCCACGACCCGCAUGUCCGACACACAUGGAAGAGCAACUGCCUACCUCUGCGUUUCUGGGUGAAUGUGAUCAAGAACCCCCAGUUUGUGUUUGACAUCCACAAGAGCAGCAUCACAGACGCCUGUCUGUCUGUGGUGGCCCAGACCUUCAUGGACUCCUGCUCCACCUCAGAACACCGCCUUGGGAAGGACUCACCCUCCAACAAGCUGCUUUAUGCCAAGGACAUCCCCAGCUACAAGAGCUGGGUGGAAAGGUACUACUCAGACAUUAAUAGGAUGCCAGCGAUCAGUGACCAGGACAUGAAUGCCUAUUUGGCAGAACAGUCACGGAUGCACAUGAAUGAGUUCAACACCAUGAGCUCCCUCAGUGAGAUCUACUCCUAUGUGGGAAAAUACACCGAGGAGAUCGUGUGUGCACUGGAGCAGGACGAUGUAGCCAGGAAACAGAGGCUGGCCUUCAAGCUGGAGCAGGUGGUGGCCUUCAUGAGUCUGGAGAGCUGAGGACCGCACUUCCCAGGGUGCACUGGGAAGAGACCCCGUCAGAAACCGAGCCGUGCCUGAGCGAAGACCUGUCCCCAUCUUUUUUCAUCAUGUGACUUCCUCCCUCCGCCUUUCAGAGAUGACUUCUUCCUUGACUUUUUUUCUGCUUCCUCUUUCCCCGAGAAAUAUUUUUUGAUUUCCUCAUCCACUCUGCUGCAUAGACUAGUUUACCUGAACAUAUGUGAGGGGUGGUCUGGGGCUGAGGUUGGCGUUUCCCCACAGUGCAAUGUGGGGGAUUCCUCAGCUUCACCACAGGGGGAGCUUUAAGGGGUGAUUGCUUGAAAGCUGGCCAUAUUGGCAUACUUCAGUCCCCCUGCUGGAAGAAAAGAGGGGAGAAAAAAAAAAAAAAAACAUUUUUAUGUUGCCUUCAAGAAUUUACACUGAUAGGUGAUUCUUUAAAAACCACAAUGUUGGGUGUCCUUUUUGUUGAGAACUUUUCAGAAUAGGAUAGUUAAAAUAAAAACAUCUCUAGAGUUGAGUUUAUUGUAGUUCUAUAUCCAGUAACGGAAUCAAGUGGAAACAUCCAAACUGACGAAUGCAAGCCAAAUGAACACCUCUGAAGAAAAUGAAUGCAACGAUGGUUUGCCAAGUUUACACUGUACCUUCAAGCAAAGCAUACAUAUCCGUGAAAUCUGGCGCAAACCUAGAAUGUUUGUUUUCUUUCAAUGUAGCUGGAGUUGUAUUUAAGAAAAAGACUGAUGGGGGGUGAGGGAGGAUUAUCGCUUCUCUGAACAUUUCCUUUAUUGAAACCCAACGGACAUGAAAACUUUACAAGCCAGAGCAUCCCCAGCCUUUACCCCUUUGCAACAUUCACAUAUUUUUACCUGCCCAGUGUACAUCUUAGAAAAUGCUCUUGAUUUCUGCUUCCAUUUGGCUUAUAUGGCUACUGCGAAAUUAAGCUAUUAGACGAAACCCUGGAGUCCCCCCACCCAAGUUGGAUCCUUUGUAAAAACAACAAAAAAAUGAAAAAGCACACAACUAACUCUGGAAGACAGUGUUUUAACUGCUAAUCCAACCGGAGCAGUCUUUGCCACUUCCAAUUUUGUGUCGCCACUGCGACGGUCUAUCAAAGCACACACCUGCACAGAUAAAAAAAACACACACAAUCAGCAGACGCCCAACAUCCUGACUGCCCAGAUAUCUACGCCAACCCUGCGGGAGGUGAAGGGAAGAGCUGACUGAAAAACUGCUUGAUCAAUGAAAAUAAGAACGAUCCAAUACCGUAGGGGCUCUGUUGUGAGAGUAGCACUUCUUCCCCAGGAUUGUUCCCCUAUUUAAAGACUUUUGUGUGGAGAAAUCAAACAAGAUGGACUUAGUUGGUCAGCCAAAAACCAAAGGAGCUUGAAAAUUUUCAAAAUGGUCAAAAAUGUAUUUAUAAAGUGCCACUGAGGGACUGAAAAAGGACUAUGUAUAAGACAACCACUUCUAGUACAAAAAAAAAAGAAAAACUAUUGUGACUGGAACUUUAAGAAAUGUGUGUGAUUUUUCUGACCUCAGUGUGUCGAGGUGAGAGGCUCUGUGGGCGAGGUGAUCUGAUCCUCCUUUCUCUUUCCAUCGUCCCGGGUCUCUCCGGCUCUCGGCACACCGUUCACCCUUUUGUCCGGCUCCUGACUCACCAGUUUCCUUUCUGUUUUGCACAAGUGUUGGAGAUGGUAGCUAGUUGCAUACGGCAAAAACCCCAACUCUUGAGUGUGUAACUGUUGAGGCGCUCUUGUCUGUAUUAGUGUAGUUGUCCUCAGUGGCGGCGUAGGGGCGCCCUUCUCCGAGCCUUUAAAAAAAAAAACAAAAAAAAAUAUCUGAAAAAGCAGAGCAGGAAGUGAACAUCAUGGCAAGAUACACAAGAAACGAUGGACAUUAACCGUAGAUAAGACUUGUUGGAUGUGAACCCCCACUAUGGGAGAGAGCGACUGAAAGAGAUGAUGGAGGCGCCCUCCGUACCUUUUGACCUCUGCCCUUUCUUUUGCCUUGACAACGUGCCCCAUGUGGUGAUGUGAAUGUGUGAAGACCGCCCUAGGUCCACCUUGGGUCCUUUAUUGGCUUUUUAAGCGCAUGUAAAACGUAAACAAUUUAAGAAACUUAUUUAAAAAAAAACAAAAAAAAAAGUGAAAAAUAAGAAAAUUAAGCCUUGCAAUGAUGAUGUGGAUGUGUUCUUUUAUCUUUCUUUUGCUUGGAAGAAUUGAGAUGGAAAGUGGAUCGUUCAUGUAAUAAAAACUAUAACUUCCGUUUAAGGUGGAACCUUUAUCCCGUUUGCCCCCUACUGUAGAAUCUCAUGGUUUUUUGUGAAGUGGUAGAUGCUGAAUAGAACAGAUAUUAUAUACCUUUGCAUGUCGACCUAUUUGGAUGGUAUGAAAUGGAACUGCCUUGCUCAAAGAUAUUUAUAUACUACAACUACUAGGGACUUUAAAGUCAUUUACAAGCCGACUGUUCAUUUAAAGAUGAUGGAUCUCUUCGCAUAAAGACGACACGUACGCCGUGUCCUGCGUUACAGACCAGCAUCAGUGUUUUUUGACACCUGUGCCUCCUCUGAGUUCAGUUUUAGAACAAGCGCCUCACAUCUUGUUCUGUCUGUGGUUAUUUCAUCGUGAUAAUUGCUAAACUUUUCAAAAAAACACAAAAACAGAAGUGCUUUGGCAAAGGUAUUUCGUGGACGCUUUGAAGAAACUAUGUAUACACGUGAUUUAUCAUAAAGACAAAUGUAGCGGGAGGCACAUUAGCACUGACACUAGACUUAUGUUUAAGACUGAGUUUGGCAAGUGGAUGUUUCUUUCAUAGCCCUCGUGUCAAAUGUACGUCAGAUCACACGUCCUGGUCAUUAAUUACCUUCUGCAGAUAUCCACUAUGAUGAAUGUCUGUUUCAACUUGGAGGGGUACAUUCACAAAAUGUAGUAAACAUAUCAAAUACAUGAACAUCUUUUUAUGAAAGAUGAGGGGAAUGAGGAUUCAUUUAGAAACUAGAUGAUUAAUUCACACUAACCUGGAACUCAUAUUAGAAGAAAUAUGCACAAACACGUUUAGACGAUUUCAAGAAAACCUUUACAUGCGUACAUAUCUUGUGUCUAGAUAUCCAAAGUUUCCCCUUCCAGCUGCGUGUUAACAAAUAACAUGAGCCGAGUCCUCAACUGACAUUGUGAAUCUACCCCCGAGUGGAACAUCCUGUCUUUCAUUUCUCCCCUGCCCCGUCCCUUCCCCUCCCCUGCAACAAAGGUUGUCUGCUCGCAGCCAACUUGUGUUGCCGAGAGCACAGAUAAAGUUUCCACCUUCAAACGUUUUGUAGGAACUAAAAAUGUCCUCCUAGCUCAGUGUUAUAGCAGGUGUUACACAAACAUGCUAGAAAAGACUUUUACUAGAUCAUAUCUGAAAGAUAAAGAGUAUCUUAUCGAGGGAUAAAAACGAAACCUGGGGGAUAUAAGGCGAGCUUCUCUAACUUUGUUAUAAUUAAUUGUAUACCUGUGUAUGUAAAUAUAAUGCAUUCCUAUUUUGCAGUCAAGAACAAAAUACUAUUUGUAAUAUAGAAUAAACUUUAUUAUGAAACCAA
Molecule: messenger RNA, 9907 nt
Organism: Mugil cephalus (flathead mullet)
Lineage: Eukaryota; Metazoa; Chordata; Actinopteri; Mugiliformes; Mugilidae
Gene: plxna4
Product: plexin A4
Exons: 32
Coding region: 583-6333 (1916 amino acids)
Biological process (GO): positive regulation of axonogenesis; regulation of GTPase activity; regulation of cell shape
Cellular component (GO): semaphorin receptor complex
Molecular function (GO): protein binding; semaphorin receptor activity
Source: RefSeq, a predicted model, not a curated record